GUCGUCGGGCGUGCAGUAAGACAUGAACGUCCAACUAAAUAUUUUAUUUAUAGUUUUGUAGAGAAGAAUUUCUUGUAAAGAUGUUAAUUCGUUUGUCGGUUAUAAGCAGAUAAUUGACUCGAUCUUAAGGAUGCUUGGCAAAGGAAGCUGUCUUUUGCCGCGAAAUGUUGCUCAGAAGACUACCGCUCUGUUAAGAUCUCGAAAGCAAACCAGGUAAGAUCCUUAGAAAUGUAUUCAUCAAAACCUAUUUUUACCAACUCGUUGAAUAUUCUCUGUUUUGUUGGUUUAGAUUCUCUUUGUAACUGGCGGAGUUUAGUUUCUUGAUCACAACCGAUCAAAAUAGAGGGGAGGUGUAGGGGGUGAGUGGCGGGGGGAGAGGUACCGUUAUGUACGCGUACAUGGGUAGGUGAUCCUGUGAAUGUUAGAGGUUUUAAGCGGUUUAGUCGGAAAUAGUGUAAACAAGUUAGAGAGGUUAAACUAGAAUAGGGUGUAAUUAAUGGCAAAUGGAUUGCUGAUGGUUAUGAAGCAGGGUUGUUUUUCCAUUAAAAGUUAAUUAAAAAUGCAUCUAGACAUGGCAGGUACCGUAUUUAUUCGAUUAACCGCCCUGGGCGCUUAUUAAAUUUUUGGACCUUGAGUGUGGGCGCUUAUUCGAGGUGGGCGCUUAUUAAAUUUUCACCAUUUUCAGCGAGUCAAGUAUGUUUAUUUUGCAACAGAACAACAAAAAGCUAAUAACAAAAUGCGAAGAAGUAACAAAGCAAGGUUUCUGUAAAAUACUCUGAAGAAAACUCCGUCCUCGGGGAAGUCUCUUAGUAGAAUUUAUUCACUAAAGUGGGUGGGGUGGGGGUAAGUGCUUAUUUGAGUUUGAUUUUGAGGAGGCGGGGUGGGCACUUAUUCGAGGCUGGGCGCUUAUUAACUUUUUCUGCCUUUAGGAUGGGCGCUUAUUUGAGGUGGGCGCUAAUUCGAGGUUGGGUGCUUAUUCGAAUAAAUACGGUAUAAGCUAAGGGUUUUAGGAUGCAAGAAGCAAACAUCCCAGCCAGUAGAACACAUUGAAAGUAACCGUUUAUUUUGCUCCCGGCGUGCACCAGGUGAUGAAAAUCGAUCAUCGGAUACCAAUCAAUAAAAUCAAUAAAAAUCAAUUAACCAAUCUAUGAAAAUCAAUAUGCACAAUGCAAGUCCUCUUACCGGUAAUUGUAUCAAUUUUUAUAGAUUUUUAUCAGCUCAAAUAACUUAAGUGAACAAUUUAUGAAUUCUUAUACCCGGGUGUAAGCAGUUACGUUAUGCAUCCGUUGGCAUGGCCAACUCAAGUCAGUCUUGCUGAUAUCUUGUGAGUUAUCAAAUAAUGGGCGAAUCGAAUGUUCUGUUAAUAGAGGCUGUAGUGAAGGCCUACCACGAGUAAGGAUGGGUGAAUCUGUAGUUCUUGAGAAAAAACUGGGAUAUUCGGAGAACCUUCGAAGAGGUGAAAAACAGUUGGGUUGUGAGAAGACUGCUCAGUAAAGCAAGCUGAAAAAAUAACGUUUCUCUUUCCUGUCACAGGCUAACCAGAAUUCCUAAGAAGAGCAUUUGCUGAUAUGUUAGCAUGUCAUGAGCGUAAGUUUGUUGAUGCCUCAAUCAGAAAACCAUUUACAAAGAUAGUUUUGCUGAUCCUCCUUUUUGAAUCCAAACUGAGUGUAAAAAGGAAGCAGAGAAUCUUUACACCUAAGGCUGGUCUUGUAACAUCCUAACUUCUCACUGAGUAACAGCAAGGUUUCAACAACACUGAAAGACAACACAGAAAAUUUUUGGGUUGGAAUUUUUCAUUAAAUUAGAGAAUGUACUUUAUGAUGUGGGUGCAUUUACUUCCUCCUCCUCCUCCUCAUCAUCAUCAUCAACAACAUCAUGAGUCCAACCAGUAUUUCAAUCUAUGAACUCCCCCUCAGCAGACCAGCGCUUAACAAAUUGAGCUAACCAGGUUGCAGUUAGUAGUAUAUAAACAAGAAGAAUCUCUUGAAAACUGAUGCCCUCAGAGUCAUAGAAAAUGUUGGCAGCAGCUUUUCAUGGUUAGAAAUAACAACUCAAGGAAAGUGGCUGCGGCUACAUUUGGCAAGUUAACCAGGUUAGGUUUUGAAAAACCUGUUGAAAAAUUCUUCAGAACAUAACCUGGUGAAAAGAGUUUUAAUAACCAGGUUGAUUUUUAUUUGUGGCUGGACCCAAUUUAGACUUUCACAAUGUCAUGGGUUUUUUUUUUUCACUCAGUUGGGUUGCUCAUAACACUCGCCUAAGAGUGACUGACAAAAUUUGACCUGUAUUACUUGUAAAAAGAGGUUGACUUCUUAAAAGUCUUAACUCAAUAAUGUGCUAAUGGAGAAAGAAAAGCUGAACUUGGAGUGAAAGAAGUAAUUUCAAAACUUUGGUGCUUGCAUUCAUGAAUGCGAAAAUUUGGACCAUUCUCACGUGAAGACGGAGAUGAUUGACUGACUGACAUUGUUAACCUGCGUUAAACUACCUCUUGAGGUGGUUUAAAAAACCUAGCCUGGUUAACGAAAUCUAUUGUUCUUGCUUGAUUUGCGUAACCUGUUUAGAACUCAGAUAAGACUGUAGAAAACCCAGCCUCACUCGCAGUUUUUUUAAAUGAGUUAACUUUAAUUUAUGAAUAGGAAAUAACUCAGUUAAGUCCCCAAGUGCAGCUGCAGCUAGUGUCUAUUAACAGAGGUUUGACUGUACUCACAGUUUUCCAAGUCCUCUCCCUCUAUAGCUCUCGUCAACGACAAUGUCUUCAACUCUCCCUCGCUUUAAAUAAUAACAAUAGAUAAUGCGAAAAUGACACACAGUAAAGGCUUCAGCAUACCACACUUUCUUAAUCAGAGCACCACAACAACAAAAAAACACCUAAAUUUCAAAGAUUUCUUUAAUAAUAUUUUGUCACUACACUGGCAGAAAGAAAAUAACCAUGUAUGAGCUUUUGGCUCUUCUAAAGCCUUGUUUACAGUGGAUUGAAAUGUUCAGUGACUUGUGACUUGAUCAAUCUGGUCCAGCUUGCUGGAAUGUUGUUGUAUACACCCUAUCAACAUUCAGGCAUGGAUUGUGGGCUAUCAUAUAAAUUGCCUCGUGUACUUGAAAAAACUCCUAAUGCAUACUAUAAAUUAGCUCUCAUGACAUCACUUCAUAUUGGGAUCCUUAUUGUCACCUCCACCACUUUUUACAACUUGAAGAUUGUUGAGCAUUAAGAGAUAAAAACAGAAUUUUUAUUCAUGGCAGUUAUUUACAUGUAUGGCAGAAUAGUUGAAUUUGGACAUCCAAGACCAAAUCCACUGAGGGGUUGAGAGCAGUAUUUGAAUUUCAUCCACCUGAUAGAAAGUCCAGUCCACUACCUCAUAACCACUUGGCCAGACAGCUGACUUUAUUUUCUCUAUUAUAAUUUUUGAAUGAUAAUGCAGUUGAACCUCCAUAUUAAGCAACCACCUACAUGAAUUAAGUAGCUGGCCAACCUCUGUUUAGUAGUUACCAGCACCUUUUGUCCAUCCUGAUGAGAGUUCUAUUGUUGUCACCCCUAUUAAUAAGUGGCCACAAAGUCGUGAUACACUUAGUUUGGCUUCAUUGUAAAAAUUAUGAUGAAGGAAAAUACAGUGUGAGAUAUAAAGGUGACAACUAAUAGUAGAUACAAGUUAUAUUGCUCUUGUCAUGUUUGUUUCAAAUAAAGUGAAUAGAUGUUUCUGCUAAUGAUUAUGCUAAUUUCUGACCAAUCUCUAUUGAGUGCCUACAUGUACCUACCUACCCUGAGGGUGGCGCUUAAAGGAGCUGUGUCACGAAAUUCAGCCAAAUUAGGAAUUAAAAUUACAAAAUGCAUGUUACAUGAAGAGAAACAUAAAAAUAACCACUUAAAACUUUAAAGGAAGGUUAAAAUAACAUAACAGAAACAACAGAUGUCACAGAUAGGCAAAACUGAAACAGAUUGAAGUUAGGAUUUUUGAUAACUGUUCAGCCUAACAGUUUUUCAGAGUUGAUCCCUGAUGCUUGCAACGUCAAAAAUAAUGCUCAGGGGACCUAUUUGUUUGCCUCGGAUCUCUGAUUUUGUCAUUUACAUGUAAGUUCUUUGCUUACUUUAUUAAAGUUCUAUGGUGAUUGAGGGCGAGUAACUGGCAAAAUUAAACAAAAUGAACUGGACUGCCGUGACACAGCCUGUUUAAUGGAGGUUCAACUGCAGGAUAUGAAAACAAUAAGAUAUAUACAUACUAUAGCAAUUUCAUGCAUGAACUUCUGCUCUACGAAAAGUGUUCCACACGCCACAAUUUUUGCCAGCUCUGUAUCCUCCACUACAAUGAUAUAAUAUGUACCAGGACAAGAUCUCAUAGCAUGGAAACGCUCUAAAGAAAUCCAAAGGGAAAAUAUAAGACCUCUGCAGUAAAUAACUGAAUAGAGUACCAGUAUUAAUAAUUAUUACUGUAUGUCAAGUUUUGUGUGUAAUCUAAGGUACUGAAAACCUUAAUUGAUUUAGUUUGCUAGCCACCUUGAAUUAUUCCUUUCCUUAAACUGAAUGUAAGAAGUAACGAAAUGAUCACCCAAGAGUGAUACUCCUGCUAUAGGCAAAUCCUUGUUUACAUUUUUGCCUUAUUAGCAUAUUUCUGAAUAUUGAAAGAGCGUAGCAAUUUCAGUUAUCUCUGAAAAUUUGAGCCCGAUAUAUCUAAUAGUUUUGGAGAAAUUGUCUUUGAAAAACCCAAAAAUUUACAUGAACUCAUUAACGUUUUGCCACCCAGUAAUUUUGCAGUUUUUAAUUGAUGCUAUUUUUUUUGUUACUGAUUACAAAAAGCUGAAACUUGUACAAACUGCAUAAAUUAACCAGCUCUUUUAAUUUUUGAACCUUUGGUAUACAGCUAUUUUGAGAAAGGUUGUCGGAAAAACUGCACGCGACAAUCCCGAAAGGCAUUGUGGGUGGUUUUAAGUUCACUGUUCUUUAAAGAAAUUUGAAAGAAUUGGUACAAAAGGCCAUGGAAAUGUGUUUGCCAGUGCUUAAGGAAAGCAACAAAAGUAGGUUCGACAGGUGCAGUCGUCAGAAACAUUGUAUUGAUCAUAUCCCAUAUUGCCUUUCGGGUUUGUCGCGUGCACAUUUUUCCGACAACCUUUCUCAAAAUAGCUGUAUACGGCUACAUCUUCUAUGGGUUAACUCAUAUGCAAAUGAGCAAAAAUGUAAACAAUAAUGUCACGAUGAAUCCGCCUAUUAAAAGGGCUCCUCAGCUCCCUUAUGAAAAGGGGAAAAUUUGGGUUUUUAACAGUUAAGAUGACAAUUAUCCACUCUACCAGUAAUGACUGUAUUUGGUUGACACUAAAAGCUAAACAAAGUAUUUACCUAACUAACAAAACUCUUCAAAAUUAACUUUCCUGGGGGGAAAAAUGAGCUGCACUACAAGGGUUCAUCUAAGAAGUUCAUUUCUUACUCAGAAAGAGUUCCUUUGUGACAUCUCCAACUUUAGCAAGGUCAUUUUGAAUUGCUGGAAAACCUGGGAAAAAAAAUAGAAUCUAAGUCAUCCACAACAAAUUUCCUCUCUGUCCAAAAAAUGCUUAACAUCAUGUACAACCUGUAAUUUUGGAACAAAUAAGGCCCUUUCCUCAACAAAUCAAUUUUUGUCACAUUGAUCUCAUUUAAAAUAAUUAGCACUAUUCCCAGGCAAAGCUUGAAAUUCAAGACUGCAGUGGUCCCUCUUGAGGAUUGGAGCCUCACAUCACAAGGGAACAAAACAGUGGCCAUUUUAAGGACUGAGGUAUGCUGCUCUAGCCAUUGCAAAGAAGUUAAAUUAAAAAUAAUAAUAAAUAUUGGCUUUCUAAAAUAGAAAAAACAACGGAGUCAAUAUAAUAUUAUUUUGUCCUUGCAUGACAUACAUGUAAUAGGUCACUGUCUUUUAUCCAAUAUACAUCUGAAGGGACAGAAAUUUCUUGUCCCAUUUAAAGAGAAGCAUCUGUGGAGAGGUGGCCGUUACUAAUGGUUUAAUUUUAAGCCAGGUCCCAACCUCAACAAGGACCACGGUCUUUCACCCUGUAUCAGGUCAUCUGACCAUUUGAGAAUCAGGCAAUAUUGUUGUCAGUUAUCAUUACAAUACUAAAUACAUGCACCAAGUCAGAUGGGGAGUGAGUGGUAGCCUGAAUUUCAUCCGAUUACUUCGAGUCGCUAUAACUCCCUCAGCAAUGAUGUUCCCUGCUAGCAGAGGUCUCUCACAACAAGGCAAAAAUGAGAGGAAGGAGAUCGAGUCUCUCUCCUUCCUCUUAUUUUUGCCUCAUUGUGAGAGACCUCUGCUAGCACAGAAGUAACGAUGUUGCUGAGGGGAGAAAACUGCUGUAUCGGAUGAAAUUUGGGCUAAGCGGGUGGGGAGGAUAGGACAGGGCACAACACUGAUAAGUGCAUAAAUUCUGUUUUCGACCCUGUUCGCACUGGCAGUUGCAAAAAAUUUGAAAAUUUUGUAAUUUUGUUCCUGCAACCUUGUUCGCAUCUGGUCAUCAUGUUCUCAACGGCAUCUCAGAAUUUAGGUAGCAGUUCAGUAAAUUUUGGCGGGUGGAAAAAAUCAUUCACACUAGAAAUGGCUUCCUGUUGACAGAUUUUUUUGCAAAAGAAACCAAAUUUUGCAUUGUGAGAACAGGACCUUAGAGUCAUGACAAAAACAACAUUUACCUUUCUCAUAAUCAUCACUGCAUAGUGGUCUUAACAACAAAUUGUCACCAGGAUUAUCAAUAGACAAACCACAUUUAUGUAGUCUACAUUCUCCUUUACGGAGGUCAAUGUCUUUUAGAAGGUCUUGGUCAAACAUGACAAUUGAACCUUCUUCCUUCUGCAAAAAAAAAAACCAGCUUUACACACUAGAAUGGCCUCUAAAUCUGACAACCUACGUAAUUAAGAUUUUCAGGCUGAAUCUCCACAAACAAUGCCUCACAAUUAUAAUGAUAAGUUUUUACAUUAUAACGACCACAAUUUUAAUAUACUUUUAUUGCUUAAGGUUCAGUUAGCUUAAAUGCGCAACCCCAUGAUAAGCGGCAAUGCUUUAAUCGCCAUUGUGUUGACAUAAAAGUUAUUGUAUUGAAUUGUAUUUACAUCAGCUAAAUAUUUAUUCUAGCCUACAGGUAAAUCCAAAUGAUAUACACUUUGACUUGGAGACUAUAAGAGCUUCUGACCACAAUUCAAAAUCAACUCUGGGCUGAUGAGUGGUGGUGGGGUGGGGAGGGCCGGAUGUGGCAGCUAAAACCCAACAAAUGACAUGUACACAAUAGGCCACUUGCACUAAGAGGUCACGUGACCAAUGCUUCCUUUAAACAAUGACUUGGAAUCCUUUUGAUGACAAAAAUUUACAGAGUGGUUGUUUCAAUGUUUUCGUAAUUAAGUAUCUUCGAUCACACACGUAAACAGGAAAUACAUGUUGCGUGGAUAUUCCUCUUUUUACAUUAAGCCAAGCCACCUAAUCGAGCCUUAAAGAACCACAUACAGGUGUAUAAACACUGCAGUUUUUUUUUAUUAUGUAAGGCUGUUAAGGUGUAAGGCUGUAAGGUCUGUAAGGGUGUAGAGUGUAUUAAGGGUGAAAGCUAGGCUUUUAUAUAAGGGUGUAAAUAGUAACAAGGGAAAAAGUGUUUUAGGUAGCCCAGAUGACAGGUACCUUAUGAGCUAAGUAAGUGAUUUGCAUUUUUGUAGCAAAGCAAGAGCAGAAAAAAAUUAAACCACGGGAGGGUAAAAACAUGUUUCUUGUGCUUGAAAAGUAGGUUUUGCAUUUUGCGCAAAGUGCUCUGUUCACUCUUUUGGCUAAUAAAUCACGUAGCAGGAUCAAUGGGAUGAAGACAAUAAUAAACAAAAAUGCUGUUGCCAUGACAACAGUCAGUCUUGAGCUCCUGCAACAGUUUACUGCAGAGGAGUUAUACGCCAUUUUGUCCAUUGUCAUCGUUGCGUUGAUUAGAAAAGAGUAUUAAAGCGUCACAUUAUACUUUGCAUUACAACCUGAAACUGCUGUAAGGGUGUAAGGCCUUACACUGAAAAUCUAUUCGUAAUACAUGACUAUUUGAAUGAGCAUUUUUUACACAAACUAAAUCGCGGGCCCUAGAAACGUGAAACGAAAUGGCUUAGUUAUAAGACUAUGUCUAACGAAAGCUAUUCUAGUUUCUUUAACAUCUAAUUUCUAACUAAUGUACUAGAGAAAACUCUCUUACCGCUUUCGCCAUGAUUGAGGAAAAUUUGUCAACAGACGAUCACGGGCGCCGUGGCCUCCCACGCAGACGUUCUUAGGGGUUCGUCAUGCGUUCCAAGCCUCUGACCAUUGUUACCGUCGUCACGGCAACGAAACUGGCGGCGUUCUUGUUAAUGAGUGACCAAAAAAUAACGCAAACCCAGCGGGGGGUACUCCGGAUUUCAAGUGACAGGAAUGGGGUCGAAAAUCAAACCUAAAAAAAUUCCUAGGGCUUCAAACAAAACCUCCCAAAAAAUCCCUGAACCAAAAACCCCAAAAAAUCCCAUGCCGAAUUUCAGAGCCAUUUAUUCGCGGAACUAGGGCGGGAUACGUGGGAACUAUCACUAAUCUUCUGAUUGCUUUGAAUACCCCAAAAAAUCCCUACUCAAAUCAAGCUACCCCCAAAAAAUAAUUACCAAAAUUUUCCAACCCCCAAAAAUCCCUCGAUCAUCUUCGCUAUCACUUGAAAUCCGCAGUAACCCCCUGGGAACGCAAACCGCCCGUGAAAGUGUGAAAAUCAAAGUAAAACGUCUUCUUGGCCCUAAUCCUCUGGCUUGUUUUUCUGCUUAUUCUUUUUUCUUUAAAUAAGCAAUUCUUUUCAAUUUUGAAUAAAACUCUUCUUUAAUCUUCACACUUCGGCGCGCCUCAUUGCAUAAGGGAGCAAUCGUUUAUUACGUCUUGGGUGGGGUUUCGGAGGAAGGGUACAAUUUUCUAAGAGGCUUGAUUUUGGGGGGUCAAUUUUGAAAAGGCACAGAAUGUGAGGGGGGUCGAAAUAUUAAGACUGGCCUUCUAUGUAAGAGUUGUCAAACUAUAUUAUAAUUGAAGUAAAUCCACGUUUCCUUCAAAAGAAGACAAAAAAAUUUGGCGGUUCUUCGUCAGCAACAAAAUCAUGUUACCCGUAUAAAUCUCAGCCCAGGAACCUAUCAGCUAUUUCUCCUACCAGGAAUGUAGCGUGCAUGCAGCCGUGCAUGUACGCACAUACGCCUAUGCAUACAGCGGAAAUCUGGAACAAACAUAUAGAUUUUUUUAAAUUUCCUGGAGGCAUUUUUAUCCUUAAAUCGGGAUAAAUAUUUCUCAUUAUAUUGGUGUUUUUGUGUUAGGAUUUCCUUUAUCCUUUUACCGAUUAAGUGGAGUGAAAUGGAUCCGAAUGUGAAGCCACAGACCUUGGUUGAGACUUUUGACGAAGCUAACUCCAAUUCUAUCCCGGAAUAUAUGUUACGGGGUCUCAUAACUUUGUUGACUUAUCCUGUGUCAAUGUGCACAGCUGAGCUUAGCUUCGGCUGUAUGAAGAGACUGCGAACUCCUUUACGAAGGACCAUGACAGAUGAGAGAUUGAAUUCUCUUGCAAUUUUGCAUAUGAGCACAAGGACGUAAUUGAUAUUGAUGGCAUUAUAACAGAGUUUGCCUGUCUGAAGGGUACACAUCUCGUACUUUGCUUGUAACCUCCUUUAUGGUGUCACUAGUUUACCCUUUUUUUGCCGUACCGUAACACGAGGGUGCUAAUGGGGGUACCCAGUUCUCAGUUAACUACUAUUUUUCGGCCAAAUAUCAGUUAACUACUAUUUUUUUGGUCAAUUCUCAGUUAACUACUAAUUUGGUUAGCUAUUAACUUUCACCUUCCUACUGCGAAUAUUAUUCCGUCAUAUCCCGAAUUUUCCUUCUUUCAGCAAGUCAAUCACUUUUGGUGGUGGGCUCUACUAAAAUCGAGGUGUAAAUUUGCAUGAACUCUGCCACUAGUACAAUUUAUUAGUAACUGAAAAUAUAAGUCGUACAACCAUCAAAAGUAAAAUCCAACUAGUGGUCUAUUAUCAAUACUGCGUUCUGAUUGGUUGAGCUACACUAUGCUAUAUGUUAUAGCCCACUAGUAGCGCAAAGCGCCGGCUUUUUGGCGGCAAAAAAGGCUUAAAGUUGUUUUGUCUCGAUAUUUUUGACCAACUAGUUGGAUUUUACUAAAACAAUUAUUCCUCUCGCCCUAAUGGCCUCCGAGUCAAUUGACUCUGAGCCCAUUCGGGCUCGAGGAAUAAUUGUUAAAUAUGACACCAGUCUCGUAGAUCCAGACACACCAGUCAUGAUCUCUUACUGAUCUUCCCGACAUGGUCAUGCAUGUCCUGCCAAUCCAAUUUCAAUCCAUUGCAACAGACCACGAGAAACAUUAUCAUUGCCAAAUUAAUAUAGUCUUAACGAACUAACUGGACCAUUAUUUUUGGAAUUCAAUUGGUGAAUUCAAUCACUGUUUGCACGGAUGGGAGAGACACAGUUGAGAGUGCUGACAAAGGCAUGAAAGUAUUUGACACAGGACAAUUCGACUUUUAUUUAAUUCGUGAGUGUAGCCCUCCUCGAACUUGUAGUUCUUUUAAGCGAUUCCUUUACUGUGGUUCCAAAGUCUUGCGCGUAGUUCAAAGUACUAAAUGUUUUAUGUUGAAGUGAGAAACCGCGGGUAGGUUUUCCGCCUGCGUUGUCAGAAGUUGUUUGUACCUCGAUACAGAUUUUGUCGACAUCCUCUUUCACUUCCCUCAAUGUUACCUUUUUCGCAGACGUAUCUUAUUCGCAUAUUUCAAAAGCCUCAUGAAGGUAUCCAAGGGUUUUAAGAAAUGAAACUGCCGAAACUGUUUCAGAAAGACCGGUUUAAACACGAGCAUUUCUUUCUAUUAAAAAAAAGUCUCAAUAGUUAGAACUCCAACAUAAGUUGCAAAAAUGAUUUCUCGUAAGUACAAAUUCCAUGUUCUUUUAAAAAAGGAAGAUUCCUGAUUACUUUGAACCCUCAGAAAUUCUUUUUUGCCAGAUCCAAUGCUAAGAAUCACAGCUUUUUUAUUUGGGUAGUAAUGUUUAACUUGACGAUCUUUUGGGUCCGUGAAACACAGUAUUAUCCUAUUCCGAACACAGAAAUCUUGUAGAAGACGAAUUAUUCGUUGAGUUGUCUUAUUCGUUGGCUGACGCUUUCUGUUUGUCGGGUACUGCCCUGGUGCCUUUUGCACAUAGUAAUAUCAGUUAGUUUGUCACCGGGUCAACAGCGGGACAGAAAAAGGUCAGAAAAUAGAAUUUCUGUUUGCAAAAGUUUGUGACUUUCAUUAACAUUAAUAUUAUAAUAUCACUUAACUGUUAACUUUUCAUUUAUCAGUUAACUACUAAGUUUUUCGCCAAUUAUCAGUUAACUACUGUUUCUUGGCCAAAUAUCAGUUAACUGUUAACCUCAUUCGCACCCUCUAACACUGUACCUUACCGAUAGCACUAGAGAUGGGUAAAAUAGACAACUAUGCUGCUAACUACCGGUAUCCAGGAAGGGCGAUCACCAAAAUGCAAAGACUGAGUGGUCUCUUACGGGAGGUGGAUCGUUUACAAGAAUCGAACAGCGGGGGGUCUCUUCCGAGAAGAGGUCCAGGCACAUCUGCCUUAUGGAAGAUUAGUUAUUGGGAUAUGUGUAGUUCCAUGUUGUCACUAAAGUUCUUCGUAUAUUCCAAGUAACAAAGUGCACACAGCGAAAAUAGAGAUCAAAGACUGAGUCGAGUGGUUGCUUACAAGAUGUUAAAAACAUUGGAAAAUCAUUAAUUGUCCGGCCAAAAAAGUGGUCGCGGUCGCUUACGGGAGGUGGUCGUUUACUACAGGUUCCAACUGUAAGGCUUUGACGGGGGAAAAUUUUGGUGUUUUGGGUUGGUGGUCGCUUAUGGGAGGUAGUCGCUUACGAGAGGUGGUCGCACAUGGAGGUUUGACUGUAGCUUAUGAAAUCAAUGUCCAAGGAUGGAAGAAGAGACUUGGUCUAGAAGGGGUUGGAGGAGGAGCGGGGGAGGGGGGGGGUGCUUUUUAAAAAUUGUUAUUGCAAAGCGGGGGAGGGGUACAAUUUUCAUUUGUCAUUUUUUGGGGGUGGGGUGGGGGGGUAAAGUCUUGAUACGUCACACUUUUCUGAAAAACCCCACUGUGUCACGCAUCUUCCAGGAGGCGUCACACCUAGCUAGCAACUAGUCACAUAUCAAAAUUUAAGGGGCUAUAGAGAGGAAAGAUAUUUUUAGGCUUCCACGAGCAUUUUACACAGCGGUGAUUUAAAAUGGCGGGCUAGAAGGAGCGAGGAGAAGAAAAUAAGGUUUUUUACACUGGAAAAGCGCAAAAAUUUGUUUGUGAAACUUGGCAAAUACCAUAGAGCAUGUCGAUGAAGAGAUCUGUGUUCGACCAAAGGUUAGAAUUUCCGUACGGCUGAGUUAUUGAUGUCAAAAUGUGGAUCAAAUUACAAAAUAGCAAAUUGUACCCGAGAAGGCGGAUUAAUUGGAGCCGUGUCGUUGUCGAACACAGGAUUAUUCUAUCCUACGUCCUUAUUUGUGUUACAUUUCUUUUUUUAACAAGGAUUCUUCUGAAACUUUGAUUUUUCUCUUUCCGUGCCACCCUAGGGGGGUAAUGAAAUUAACUCCUUUUGGGUGACAUAGCAUAGUUUAGUUUGAUAUAUUUUAGUUCCCCAGGAACUGAGGAAUACUGUCAAUGUAACUUUUAAAAAUGAUGCAAAAAUGUGCAAAAUUUGCCGGUGUAGAUACCUUAACUUAAUGUCCGUGUGAAUCAAGUCAGGGGUGACGAAUCUGAUGCAAGAAACUUGUGAAAAAAGAAACUAACGUGUGGGCAAGCUUUACCCUAAACUGUUCACAGUCCCCUAUUUUUCCGUAAGAUUGAGCGCUUUGCGUUAUGGUUUGCCAUCUUGUAUGCAAUGAGUGUUAAAUCUUCUUAGGGGCCACGAACGCCCUCCCCCUCGGUACAUUAUAUAUGAAACCAAGAUGGCCGCUUGUACUGGUAAGCGCUCGAUCCUGACGAUCUUACAAAAAAAUAGUUGACUUGUGAACAGUCUAGCUUUUCCCCUUAAGACCAUGAAGCAAAACAGUUUAAUGAACGGCUUUAAAAUUACGCAACGAUUUCUUCUCACUGUCUCAUUGGGUAUGGGAUAGCUUACGGUUUGCGUCAAAAAGUGACAGCCGUUCUUAUAGUGCGGGGAAGCGUCCAAGGACGGCUGACUUGUCCCUGCGUUCUCGGCGAACUAUCAGGAAUUAGGGAAGAAAAAAAUAACCUUUGGCACCCCAGGUAAGACUAACCGGGAUUUACUUGCCCAAUAAGGUGUAAAAGAGUUGACGGCUUCUUGAAAACAUGUAAAAUGUAAAAAUAAGAGGAUGUUUUUAACAGUCAGUUUAAUUUGUACCAGAUCAUUUUAUAUUUCAAUGGUGAAUGUUUAAUUAUUUCAUGUAAAUGAUAUCGCAAGGUUUUAGGACAAAAUUAUUCACCCAAUACUAUGAUGUAAUAAUAAUAAAAAAACAUUUUGGUUAAAGGAUAUAUGUUCUAUUUGAGCCACUCACACACACGUUCCCCACCUAAAAAGAUCGCGAAAUUUCGCACCCUUGGACUCUUGAAAGCGAGUCACACGUUGGUUAAGAGGGAAAAACUCUGUCAUAAUCCAUGAGCUUGCAGGAAAAUUACACCUAUACGGGAGAGAAAUCUGAGAAAAAUAUAGUCUAAGGUUUUGGUAGCCCAGUAAAGCCUCUUUUCGGCGAGUCUAGUCCACACGUAUCCGGGUACUUUUGAAUCUGCAACUUUUCUUUCCGGAUACGGCUUCCGUCCACACGUAUCCGUUGAAUCUGGCAUACGAAUCCAAAACGUUUUGAAUCCGCUCUCCAGAUAGAGUGGAAAUUUUUGAUUACGUAAUGAAUCCGGAAUCGUGAGGAAGCUAAAUCGGGAUAUUUUUUUAUCGGGUGACUUAACCUUGUUAACCUUGUUCUUCGCAUUUUUCUUUGAUUUCUGGGCCGAUUCUGUCAUAAAAUUGAGGCAGAAUACGACCCACCGAUGCUAUAUUCCCAGAUGAGUCCUGGGUACUAGAGUGAAUGGUGUCGGAUCGUCGGAUACGUGGUCGGAUAAGGUCGGAUGCUGGUCGGAUACGUGUGGACGGGCAAAUUCGAUUUUAAUACGGAUACGUGCGGACGUAGAAAUUUUUGGAUCUGCAAAGAAAAAUUUGCGGAUUCAAAAAUAUCCGAAAACUUGUGGACGGGGCCUUAAUUGUGUUCUGUGGUUCAUCUGGGUAUCCUGUGCCACUGAGUGAACAGCCAAAGAACGCCUGACUGAAAGUUGACGUCACUUUGCAAACCACUUUGAGCUUCGUGCAGUACGACACGAACGUCCAACUAAAUAUUGUAUUGAAAUUUUUUUAGAGAUGAAUUCCUCGUAAAGAUGUUAAUUCGUUUGUCGAUUAUAAGCCGAUAAUUGACUCGAUCUUAAGGAUGCUUGGGAAAGGAAGCUGUCUUUUACCGCGAAAUGUUGCUCAGAAGACUACCGCUCUGUUAAGAUCCCAACUGCAAACCAGGCAAGAUCCUUACAAAUUUAUUUACCUACACCUAUUUUUACCAACUCGUUGAAUAUUCUUUGUUUUGUUGGUUUAAAUUGUCUUCGUAACUGGGGGACUUUAGUUUCUUAGAUUAAUAAAUAAUAAACCUUGCUGUGUUUUGAUCGCAACCGGUAGAUGUUGGGGUGGGGGGGGAGGGGUUCGAGGUACUGUUACGUAAGAACCUUAUGGGUAGGUGACCCUGUGAAUGUUAAGGGUUUCAAGUCGUAUAGUCUAAAGUAGUGUAUAGAAGUGACAGAGUUUAAACUAGAAUAGGGUGUAAUUAAAUGCAAAUUGAUUGCUGAUAGCUAUGAAGCAGGGUGUCUUUUUUCUUUUCGUUAAAAGUUAAUCCAUUUAAGGAUGAUGAUUUUUGGUUUUUUACCCAGGGGUACAAAUUAAAAAUGCAGUUAGACAUGGCAGGUAUAAGCUAAGAGUCUUAGGAUCCCAGAAAUACACAACCUUCCAAAGAUUCAGCAAGAUUCUCAGCGAGUAGAAAACAUUGAACUGUACUCUCUUAUUUUACUCCUGGCAUGCCCAAUUGAUGAAAAUUGAUCAUCAGAAACCAAUCAAUGAAAUUGAUAUAAUCGAUAAAAGUUAAUCAAAUUAAUGAAAUUGAUGUGCUCAAUUUAUCAAAUUUCAUUGACUGGGCACACUGGGUUUUACUGAUUUAAAUGAGAUUCUAAUGCUAGUAUCUUGUGAUAACGGCUAUAAAAAAUGUGAAGUCUAGUCUUAACUACCUAGCUAAGAUAACAGCUGACAUCUAUAUUUUAAGGCAAGUGCUUUGUCUUGCCUCUAGCUAGCUGGAACCCUGCGAGAGUUGAAACAAGAGUGAAUGAAUGUAUUUGCAAGGACAAGCAAGUAGUUAUUAAGGGGAGAUGUCAAUUAGAAUUGUCUGUCUUUUAUUUUUAAAUUUUAAUUUAUGAUCUUAAAGUAAAGGACAGGGAUUAUUCUUUUUUACAAGUAAUGUAAUAUUAUAAAAUAAUGUUGUUGUUUGCUUGACAGAUGUUUAGCAACUCAGACUUCUUAUGAUGUGGUUGUUGUCGGAGGUGGGAUUGUUGGGCUUAGUACAGCAAGGGAACUUAUCAUCAGGCAUCCAACAUUAAAGUUUGCUGUUGUUGAGAAAGAGAAUGAAUUAUGUGAGUACAAAGACAGUCACUUGUUGCUUCUGGGACUCUUUUUGCAUGAAGGUAGUGUUGCAUAUAGUCUUAAAUUUGGCUGUAAUGAUACUCUCAAAGGAAAUAGUAGUAAUAAUAAUCAUAAUCACAAUCAUAAUCAUAAUAAUCAUCAUCAUCCUCCUCCUAAUAAUAAUAAUAAUAAUAAUAAUAAUAAUAAUAAAUUAUAAUAAUAAUAAUACUUUGAAAUCAAGGUUGAAUGGUUGUGGGGAUGAGAGCCACAACAAGUCUAUAUCCUAUUUCAUUUCCUAAGAAAUGCACUGUCAAUGAAAUAUAGAGCUCAGCUACCUUGUACUAACCCUAGGUCUCUGGAUGUGGUUAUUAUGUUUUACAGUUGACUCUCUCUUAACGGACACCUCUAUAAGACGGACACCUCUGUAAAACGGACACCUAGAGUUGGUCCCUGCCUUUGUUUAUUCCCUUUAUUUGACUGUCUAUAAGAUGGACACCUCUCUAAGAUGGACACUUAGUGCCGGUCCCAAAGGUGUCCAUCUUGGAGGAUCAUUGUCAUCAUCAUUAUCAUCAUCAUCAACCACUACCCCUUAAUCAGAGCAAUUCAAGGGACUGUUCGUAGCCGUUGUCUAAUCAUGUCCCAACCCCCUUCCCCCUUCCCCACUUUGACAGCAUAGUUCUACCAUUUCAUAAAUAAACCCCAGUCUAUCCAACCAUAUAACCCCUAGAUUUUCUUUGAGGAAGAGCUAGCACUCACAUUUCAUUAUUUCUUGGAUUUUUCUAGCUGUACAUCAGUCUGGUAAAAACAGUGGUGUUGUCCAUUCUGGUAUUUACUACACCCCAGGCUCCUUGAAGGCCAAGCUGUGUGUAGAAGGAUUGGACCUGGCAUACAAGUAUUGUGAUGAGAAGAAGAUUCCUUACAAGAAAUGUGGAAAAGUAUAACAAAUCUUUUUUUUUCACAUAUUUGGGGUUUUCAUUAAGAAUUCUAGUAGCAGGAAAAAAGGUGUAAAGCUGUUGUAAGAGAAUAUGUGUAGUUUGAAAGAGGCUCCAUGUCUGAAUAAAAAUUCUGCAUAGUAAAUGGAGAAUUCUCCUGUAUCUGGUGCCUAAUGACCACCCUGUAUUUUUUUGCGAAUCCACCAUCUUUUUUUUGGAGGGGGGAGGGGGGCAUUAUUAACAUCAUAACUGCCUGUGCAUGGUGCCACAUGCCUUAAUGAACCCAUUGUGAUAAACCCAAGGGCAAAGGUGGACCCUCUAAGUUGUCCGGCAGAGCAGCGGCCAUAAUGACAAAGUUUCCCCAAAUGACUGGGCAAGAUAAGAGAUUGGAUUACAACAUGAUGUCAGUCAACACCCAGCUGGUGAAACAGCGGGGUUCCUUUACAGUCUUUUGAUAUUUCCUAGCAUGAUAUGCUGUAUUGGGACAUCUUGAAAAUCUUUUGAUGACCAAAAAAUUUUCAGUGAAAAUUUAGUUUCACAACCCAUCUGUACUUUCUUCAAAGAAAUUUUAGGAACUUUGGGUUUCCACAAAAACGUCCCACCUAAAAGUGAGCCAAAUUAAUUUCCAGCAUAAAAAAAAAUAGGGAAAGAAAAUGAAAAAGAGGAAAGGAAGAGCAAAAGUGAAAGCUAAAGUGGAGGGGAUAGUCAAAUGUUUUCAUUUAAAAACUGUCUUCUUUGAAUAUUUGCCCUCUUCACCUGCCUAAACUUUGAAAUGUACAAUUUGGUGUCUGGAACAAUUUCACCUAUUCCUCAACUUGUAAUAACAUUUUGGGCAGUUUUAAAUCCUAUUGGCCAGUCGAUAGUGAAAAGUAGGAAAAGGCUCAACUAGUUCCCAAUGGCAUUUUUAAGCAGAAUUUUCAAGGUUGAAUGGGUUACAACAAUAUUGAUCAACUUCCAUCCAUCACAGUAAAAAUAUUGAAGGUGUGGUCCUGUUUUCCAAAACAUUAGGCUAAUGGUGUCUUUUUUUUUCUAGUGGUAAUUGAAGUGUAUGUUGUAUGAAAGGAUGGGUCUGUUAUCUACUUUGAACAUUUCUUUUUGCAAUGUAGAAUGAUAGGAAGAAAGCUUCAUUAUUUUUAUUAGUGGUUUGGGAAUGACUAGUGUUAUCACUUAAUUAAUUCUCACUGGUCACAUGCUGAUAAUAAUAAUAAUAAGUAACACAUAUAUAGGGCUAAUUCUGUAAAGGUCAUUAGCACUUCACAAUAAAAUGAGGAAUUGUUUAAAGAAAUGAAUAAUUAAUUAUAAUUCACAUGUAAAAUUUACAUGUCGUAGAAAAACAUUUACAUGUAUAUAAGAACUAAUUACCGGUAGUGUUAUUCAUCCACCAUUUCUCUCUUUCAGAUUAUAGUAGCUGUUGAAAACAAGGAACUACCAGAACUUAACAAGUUGUACCAGCGAGGUCUGGAGAAUGGAGUUAAAGACCUGAAAGUCCUAAACUCCAAGGAAAUAAAAGAUGUUGAACCCUAUUGUGAGGUGAGUUUACGUUGAACCAUGCACAGGAAAAUAUAAAAAUGUUACAGUUUAUCGUAAUGGAAAUUUUGCUUAAGCUGGUGGGAUAUGUAACAGUUGACAGAGUUUCUUGUCAUCAUUUGAGGGGUGCUUGGGAGACUGAGGACAUGAUUCAUGACUCAAGUAAUACAGUUUUUAGUACUGCCCAACUGUGGCAGACAUAGAAUACCAAGUUAGAGAGACUUUAAUUUGGGACACACACUUGACGUAAGUCCUUCUGUUGCUGAUAAACUAACAUGUAAUCAGUUUGUAACUUGAUGGUUUGUUUGCAGGCAUGGGCAGACGGUAAUUCAGUGCUUGUAAAGGAUGCCUCAUUCAAAGGUCCAUGAGUCAUGAGAGAGGCAGUCAUCUUGAGAUGGUGGAAUUUCUCAUGAAAAGUUUCUCUACAUUUCUUGUUUUGUUUUUAGGGUUUGGCUGCCAUAUUUUCACCCAAUACUGGGAUUCUUGACUGGGCAGAAGUGGCCAGAAAUUAUGGGGCUGACUUUAAGAAGGCUGGUGGGGAUAUCUACACUGGAUUUGAGGUCAGGUUAAUGUCAAACAGUGAUAAAAUGUUUAUAGCUUAAAUAUUUAUCUUAGUAAGAUCAAGAUGAGUGAACAUGAAUAUUAUUGAAGGUGUAUUAAUUAAGACUUAAUCUUCCCUAUGUACCACUAACAGUAGUCUGUCAAUAGAUUGUUGGUAGACUAUCGGCUGACAGAAUUUUAUGGGAGCUCUUUUUCACUUUUACUAGUCACACAAGAGCCAAUUGACAGUAAAUUUUGUAAAUCAAUAGCCCCUUAGCUUGCAGCUCCCAGUCACGAGGCCUUAUUCAUGCAAAAAGUAUGGGAUUGAAAGCCCAUUUUGAGGUGAUUUACACAGAAGACUAAGAUUGCCUAGAUUUUAUAAUUAUUGGAAUAUCUUGAAAAUUAUAAAGAGUUUCAGCGGAAAAAAUACCCGGCCACAAGAGGUGUGUGUUCCAGCAAUAUAUACUCCAUACUUUUUCCAUAUUCAAACCAUACUGUUUCAGGCAUUUUUUUGAAUUGCCACUUGGGAAUGUUUUUUAAGCAUAUGUCAGUAUUUGUUUAAUACAUGUGUUUAUGUAUCAAAAUUAACAUUAUUCUUUUGCAUUCUUUGUACCAUGAUGCUCUUAUGUUUCAUAAAUAUUGCAUUGUUUGGGAGUUAUCUGUGUUCUCCUCUACCCUGAUUUUGAAGAGUUCUUGUGGCUACUCUUGUUUCCAUCUGAUGUACCUACUUCAGUGUCAUGUUCUUGACGAGGAGUGGGGAAGGACGGGAGUGACCUCUAACCAUAUCAAAGUUAUCAUCUCCCCCUUCAGAAGAAUGUUUUGGUUGGAGCUUCCCUCCCCUCACAAAAUUUCAGAAUCAUUCUUUCCAGUCUAUUCCAGUUUUAUUACCUUUAACUGGAGAAUGCUGGGAGCCGUAUAUAUUUUUCAUUGAAACUUAUCAGCCUGAACUUGUGUUAGGCCAAAACUCAAGUAAGUUUUUCUUUCAAUGAUGAUAUGGCUUUUUCAGGUCUCAGACUUCACGUGUAGUCCAGAGAGUAACCGUUCACAAGUUAAAGAAGCAGGUAAAAUACCAACUUUGUUUUGUUAAAUCACUUUAUGAUGCAUGAUUAUCAGUUGUUUAUUUAAAGAGGGUAACGCUAAACAGUAAACUGACAAACCUGCAGCCCUCAUUAUGAAACAGUUAACAAUUACAAUAAUAUUAAAAAUAUACAUAGAAAACUCUGAAAUUACAUUAUUAAAGUACAACAGUAAAAAUACAAAUAAAAAUUUGUAAAUAGGAAGCUAUCACAAUUAUAAAAAUUUAUCCUUCCUGGCAUGGGAGGGAAAAGGGACAGAGGAAUGGGGAGAGAAGGAAAAGGUUGCCCACUAUAGGAACCUACUUUUGUUCAUUUCUUUGUCUGCUGAUGUCCACAAAUUCCUGAUUGGCUGAGCCACAAUGAGUGACCCUUUGACAUGCGUUAAGUGAGAAACAAUCAUGAUGCUGGUAUCAAAGGAAAUAUGUUCUAUUGGCAUAAGCUUUGGAUCAAAAGAUCACAAUUAUGCCAAUCAAGUAGUGACACAUUGAAACUUUUUCCUCUCCCUCACCCCCCCUUGCCCUUUUCUCCCCUUCUCCUCCCCUCCAAAGGAAGCUUUUUGAAAAUCACUUUUGCCUGGCACUGUUUCUUAAUCGGUGUUUUACAUUCUCCUUAGGUCACUCUCACCCAGUGACAGUUCACGGCAAAAAUGUGGUAAGCUCCAUGUUAUUUGGGACCUUGUUUGUACUUGCCAGCCUAAUAGUGUUUGCGUAGUGGAUCUCCCUCACUUAUAUUUUAACAACUCUCUUAUACGCAACUUUAGUGUGUUCAGUCAAAGUGCUUGGCCCCGCGAAACGUGUGUUAUUCUCUUGUAUCGGCGUAAUUAUCUGCCAUGGAAUCGUGAUCAUAUGCACUUUCGUUGAAACUUAACUCAUUUCAGGGGCACCCAACAAGAUUAUUGUUCAAAACCACUUAAACAUAGCAUUGUUAAACGUAUUUUAGUAUAUAAACAGUAGAUAUAGGCAUAUUUUUAUCCCCCCCCAAAUUUUUCAUCUGUCCGGAUUUCCUAGCUGAAAGUCUAGUGAUUAGAAAAUUAUAGGGAUCAAAACUUACCUUUUCGGAAAAUUUCAGCCAGAAAAAAUGCUCCCGAAAAUUGUAGGUGACCUUUUUAGGGUAAAAAUCUGUUAAAAAUGGGCAAUUAUACCAUUUUUUAGAUGUUCGAAAAUCCUAGGAGAGGCACGCAAGCAAGAAAUUUUACAACAAAUGUUUCGAAAAUUGUAGAUCUCAAAUCGUCUUCCGAUCAGAUAUUUUCCGAAAAUUGACGUUGGGUGCCCCUGCCAUUUGACGAAAAGAUAAAGAAAUAGUUUUGCCUAAGGACUUUUGAUGCAUUUUAUUUGCCUCUUGUAUGAUCGGCCAAUAGUUGGUUGCCUAAAAAGCUCUGAACUAUCUUCAACUGUGUUGAUGGCUUCUAUUCCUUUACUUUAGAAGUUUUAAGGAAAGUUUUCAGAAAAUUGCACAGGUGACAACAAACGCAAUAACAACUACAACAACAACAAAUUAAAAACGCGCCCUAGUCAUAAUUGAACUAUUCUUUAGUCCCCUCUUAGUUGCCGUUAUGUUGUCACGUGUGGAGGUUUAUACUCAGAUCGUCUGGCAGAGAAGUCGGGCUGCCCGAAAGACCCUCGGAUUGUUCCCUUCAGAGGAGAAUACCUGAAACUCAAGGAUGAGAAAAGCUUUCUAGUCAAAGGAAACAUUUAUCCGGUAGGUUUUCUGAGCAAGGAAUCUUCAUUAAGAAAAGCUAGAUCAGUUUUAAUAAUAAUUAAGCUCAAGUAUCGUCUUUAGGCAAAAUUGCGAGGAUAGGAUCUCGAAAUUAAAAUUUAAAAAUGAACUAAUUAUGCAUAAACCUUAUCACAGUGGCAUGUAAUCUUGAUGUCAGCCAUAAUUUUUUAUUAAAAAAAUAUGAUUCAGGUAUGUAAGUUAUUAAUGACGUCAUUGUUUUGUGGUCAUUAUUUGCUUCUGGUACAUAGAAGGUACAGAAUUGCCAGAAACAAGUUUUCUUAUCGCAAAAGUUUCAACACAUUCGAUAUUUGUUUUCGUUUUCUGUAUACAGUGCACGGAUAGUUGUCAACCAAAAAGCGCACAUGAGCAAAUGUGGUCUAUGUGAAUCUGUUGAAUGCCGGAAAAACCUUCCACAGCAAUAGCUACGACUCUGCCAUUAGCAGUUUGAUGUCGCAAAACGUACAGGGUAGUCUGUCCCUCCUGUUAAACCCGUUCUUGGCAUUCAACUUAACACUUGUUCAUUAAUUAGUUACUUGACUGAUCGAUUAAUGGAUUAAUUCAUUCUUUGUAGGUACCAGAUCCCAACUUUCCUUUCCUUGGGGUCCAUUUUACACCGCGGAUUGACGGCAGCGUGUGGCUUGGGCCCAAUGCUGUUUUGGCAUUCGCACGUGAAGGAUACAAACUAACAGAUGUGAAUGUGAAAGACCUGAUAGACGCUUUAGGAUAUCGGUAUGUAGUUAACGCCUUGUUUGUCUGUGUUUUUGACUUUGAAAUCCACACAGUGGAAGUUGGAGAGAAAGUAACAAUGUUUUAUUAUUUUAUGUUUUAAUGGGCUGUUGGAAAAACUAUGUCAGUGUAUUUAGCAUGAACGUACUAGCUGGGGACACAAUUUUCACGUUUCCUAUGGAAGCCGGGACCGCAAUAGGCCACUUCCGAGUUCCCCCUGGCCUCUGUAUCAAGACGAGGUUAAGUGCUCAGCCUUUGAUAUGGAAAUGAUUUUUUCAUUCUCAUUCAAAUAAAACUCAUUUCCACAAGAAAGGCUGUGCACUUGGCCCCAUUUUGAAAGUGAAGGUUUUUGGAACUCGGAAGUGGUCAUCCAAGUAAUGCGAAGGUCUAGCCGCUUGCAGGAGGGCAAGGAAGCAGGAGUAUUGGUCUGGCCCGGAUACACAUUUUUUCCUCACACAAUUGGCGUGAUGGGCUUAGAGCUUGAAGCAGCAUUAACUUGUUGUCUAUGCCCAAGUCACAAAAACAAACAAACAAAACACGAGUUGGCGCUGUGCCUCAAGUGACAAAAUUGUGGUAUGAUAGUACAGUAAAGUCAAUGGCCCAAAACACCAUAGUCAGAGCAUUGUAGUUUGUAUCACAACAAUUCAAGACAGUUGUUACAUGCAUCAGAGCUCUAGAUGAGGGACGUUUGUGUCGAAUAAAAACUUUUCAAGACCUGCUUGGUUUUCUAUGUUUUGGAAAAUAGAGUGGAGAAGUAGUUACGUCACGUUGCCGGGGUAGCAAAAUUUCUGGAUUCCAACAAACUGAAAACGUCACUCACAAAGUGAAUUCGUACUAUUUCAAACGUCAUCGAUGUUAUCGAAUUUCAUUUAAUUUGUCAAAUGUUGGCGAAAUUUCCUGAGGUUGAAUCCGAAAGGAUCGUAUCUAAGUUUAGAAAAAGUAGAAGAACAUUUUUGUGUUGUGUUCACUUACUCUAUAAAGCGGGCGCGUGAAAUAAAGAAGUUUCAUUUUGCAGUCGUGCAAUGACGGCUAGGAAAUCUACAAAAAAGCGUGAUGCGCGUACAAAGUUGUUGUUUUGCUAAUAGAAGCCUAUUGCUUUUUUGCCGUUCUCGUUGCCGUCGCCGUCAUCGUUGCUUAAGCUCCCCAUUGUUGUCAUCCAGAAAUUUUGCAACCAUGGUAACGUGACGUCACACCUCAGCUCUCUAUUAAGGCCUUUUACAAUCGCAAAAGAUGAAUGUUUUUUCUUUUUACCAAAGCCGGGAAAAAAGGUGACUGACUUGACUGGUACCAAGGUGUAAUUAAGCAAACUAACCAUCUUGCCCAUCCCAGCGCCAUUUCUAAAGAAAAAAACGUAAAGAGGUGGUUAAUCGUCUUUUGAUUGUUGUGUUUCAGAGGUCUUAGAAAGCUGAUGUUUCAGUAUUUCACGUUUGGUGUUGGGGAAUAUUACCGUGGAAUUGUCAAAUCUGAGCAAGUCAAACAACUGCAGAGAUAUGUACCCAGUCUAAAGGUCGAGGACGUCGAGAGGUGAGGAACAAUUUGAUGUGUUUCGAUUAAAAUGAACAUAAGGCUUAAAAAUAAUAUGUUCAUAGACAACGCAGGAGUAUCGAGUAAUUUGGGAGCUUAAGCAACCACCACGACGGCGACAACGAUAACGACAACGUCACUAUACAAUUGCACGUGCGUCACGCUUUUUGUAGUAAAUUUACGACUCCGACGUAAAACCUCCCAAUGCGAGCGACGUGAGCAUACAACCGCGAGUUUUCCUUUCUCUUUUUGAACCUGGAUAAAGUCCUUAACAAUUUAACUCCAACAUCCAAGGAAGAUCGCCUACAUUUGACAAAUUAAGCGCGUCCAAAUAAACGCAAUAAAGUUUGAAAGGAAGAAAAUUUGUUUUCGCUGCCGUCAUUGUCGUCGUUGCUUAAGGUCGCUAUUGGUCACGCCCUAACUGAAAGCCAUCUGUUCGUCACUUCAUGUCCCGUUGUUUGUUUUGAAACUUGUCGCCAGUUUCCGUAGUCCGUAGUAAUAGAUAGGCCUUUUCUUAGCUUAUUGCACAAACUUCACUUUCAAAGCGAAGCCUACAGCUCUAGUUCAAAAACAUGUACUGUGACGAUAGUAUACUACACUAUCAGUUGAUGGCCCCACCAUCAUAACACGGCUGGGGGUAGUUAAAAAAAAUGCUCAUUUUAAAAGAUCCCAUAAUAACAUUGAUACAUAUAUUUUUAACCAAUCAGAGGCCCCGCAGGAGUUCGUGCCCAGGCCAUGGACAGUGAUGGCACUUUAGUUGAUGACUUCGUAUUUGAUGGAGGUACCGGGGACAUAGGGAGCCGAGUCCUGCACGUGAGAAAUGCGCCUUCUCCAGGGGCUACCUCCUCAUUGUCCAUCGCUAAAAUGGUUGCGGAGAAAGUGGAGGAACGAUUUCACCUCUGAGAGCCUUUGGGAAACCGAUCAUAAACUUUAUAAAAUUACAUAAAUUCAUAGACAUUUUAUCAAUAACAUUAUUUUGAGAGUGUGAUAAGUAAAUUCAAUCUCUCGGCGAGGGUAACAUACCUGAUUGGUACUUGACUUCGCGUGUCUUUAAUUUCUCAUUUUUCGCGAUUGUUAAAAAAUCGCGAAAUUAAAGACCCGCGAAUGAAAUAAACACGCGAAAUUUAGUACCCAUAUAGAAAAUUCAAAUCACAGAAACAAAAAUAAUAUACAAGAGAUAUAUCGACAAAUAUACUUUUACUAGUAAGUUCCAUUUUGUAUCUUCUGUUGUGAAAUAACGUUCGUUAAUUUGCAAAGAUUCCCUGUUUACCUUAAAGUUAAUUUGUGAAAUAUGUGUUUUGCGUGCUCCAGUUUAUCUAGAACUAUACGACUCAGAAAACUAAAAUGAAGUUGAGAAACUUUAAGAUCCUUGAAUUGCGAAAUUUAAUGCCUUUUUUCACAUUUGCAUAUUGAAAUCGCGAACAUAAAAACGCCGCGAAAUACUGUCUCACCAAAAUCGCGAAAUUAAGUACCAACGAGGUAUGUUAUUUUUGCUUUAUUUCUCUUCACAAUUUCGUUAAAGAGAACCUCCACUCUUACUACAGAAUAAGUUUAAAUCGAAUAAAAUUAUGUUGAUAAACAAAUUUGUUCGAAAUUUGUCCUU
Messenger RNA from Porites lobata, 25274 nucleotides. NCBI's taxonomy places the organism in Eukaryota, Metazoa, Cnidaria, Anthozoa, Scleractinia, Poritidae. The record is from the annotation of a GenBank genome assembly.